AUGAACAGACUGCCACCCGAUUCUGAAGAGAAGACGGCUAUUCGUGAUUUGCGCACGAUCCUUCCUGAGAUCAAGCCUCUCAGCGAUAGCUACGUGUUGCGGUGGUUGCGAUCGAAGAAUGGACGCUUCGACGAGACGGCCGACUCCUUGAAGAAACACGUCAUUUUCCGUAAAGCCUGGGAGCUCGACUGCAUCGAAGAAUGGGAAGCGCCAGAGUGCCUCGAAAAAUACUGUGGCUAUGGUUUCCUGCCCGAUAAAGACGGCAAUCCGAUAUUGAUGUCGCUGCUUGGAAACUGCGAUGUGGAAGGUAUGCUGAAGUCGGUCGCUUCACUGGACUACAUCAAAUUUUCGUUAGCAGCUAUUGAGAAAGGGAUGAAACUUUGCGAGCUGCGAGCGGUCCAGACUGGCCAUGAAUGGGAGCAGAUGAUGUUGGUGUUUGACUUGGAUCACGUGUCAACGGCCCACUUCGGAAGUCGCCAAUUCGCAUCCGCUUUUACGACGCUAUGCAUGCUUUUUCAGGAGCAUUACCCGCUAGUCUUAUCCAAGAUUCUGAUCAUCCGAGCACCGGAGAUGGCCCGAAUCGCCUACGCUUCGAUGGGAUCGUUUCUAUCAGAUUCGGUGACACAGCUGAUCGAGAUGUUUUCUGAGGGCGACUGGAGACGAGAACUUGAGAAAUACGUACACCUCGACGCGUGGCCACUUCAUUGGGGCGGAAAGAUGGCCGAGGAAGGGGAUGGGAAAUGCCCUUCUUUGAUCAGAUACGGGCUAGGCCCUAUUCCAGACACGUUCUUCGUUGACGCAGAGCAUGUUAUGACGGACUACGAUGAAAUGACAACAGUGUAUGCCGGAGACAAACACCUCAUCCAGAUUAAGGUGAAGAAACCAAGCAAAAUCAGCUGGCAAUACAUGACGGGCGAUGACGAUAUCGGCUUCAGCGUGCACUAUGACCAGAAAAUGGACAAGGACAACCUGACCGAGAUGGAGAUCGUCUACCCCUAUAUCAGGCUGGAAUGCAGUCAAGUCCCAAUCCACGGCCACCUAAACGCGGAAAAAGCCGGAACCUAUAUCCUCGAGUUUGACAAUUACUACUCCUGGUUCAGCGCCAAACAGCUGCGAUACAACAUCGAAAUCGAGGACUUG
Molecule: messenger RNA, 1140 nt
Organism: Mesorhabditis spiculigera
Lineage: Eukaryota; Metazoa; Nematoda; Chromadorea; Rhabditida; Rhabditidae
Source: the annotation of a GenBank genome assembly